AUGGUGACUCUCGACGAGAUCGCAAAUACGAGCUUGCUUCAGAAACCAUCAGGCGAUGCACUAGAACCUCUCGAGCGCAGUGAAUCAAACUACAAACCCCUCAGUACUUUCGCCCUGCCCCAGGACCGCCGGUACCAGCAGCAGUUCGCCGAUACAUACUUCCUACGACUCACUAAAAUCAAGCCCUUUGCCGAGGAAGUUGCCAGCGCAGCAUGGGAGGGCACGAUUCUGGGCGGUGAGACGGCGACGAAGGUGGAUCGGGUGUUGGAUGUCCGUCAGGGCCAGUUGUGCUGGGUUGCUGGCACGGUCUACAUGGACAUGCCGCUGAAGCCCAGUGUGCUGGAGGAUGUGUCCAAAGAUCGGUGGAUCUCGGCCCCUGCCACUGCGGACCACUACUACUCGAAGGAUGGCGUAGAGUCGAUUAUGCUGGAAGAUGACUCUGGUCGCAUCCGGUUAGUCGGUAACCUCCUCCGAGACUACUUCCUCGUCACAGGCUGCAUCAUCGCCGUGAUGGGCACCGAGAACGCCAACGGCGAGUUCGAGGUCAUCGACCUGAAAUUUGCCGACCUGCCGCCCCAACCCGAGCGCUGGUCUCUCUCCAAACCUUCCUUGUCUAAAGGCGCCAGCCGACAGACCAAAGUCAAAGACGAAGACGUCGAGAUGACUGGGUCUCAGCCGUCGAAGAAACUCGCGAUCGUCUCAGGCCUCGAAUUCUCCGGCACGGACACAUCCUACGCAAUGGAACUCAACCUCCUACUCGAGUUCCUCCUGGGCGAAGCACUCGACCCCGCCGCCCAGUCCGAGCUCUCGCAGAUAUCGCGGCUCAUCAUAGCCGGCAACUCCAUCGCCAAGCACUCGCUCGAGGAAAGCACCGUGGUCGACAAGAAGCCGCACAAAAAAUACGGCUACGAUUCGUCCUCCUACAACCCACUCCCCUCCCAACUCCUCGACACCUUCCUCUCUUCGCUCUUGCCCACCAUGCCCAUCACUCUCCUCCCAGGCGAACUCGACCCGGCCAACGUAAGCUACCCACAACAACCGAUUCACUCAGCCAUGUUCCCGAAGGCGCGGACGUACACAGCAAUGCCAGGAUCAACAGAGCCCGGGUGGCUCGACCCGGUAACGAACCCGUGGGAGGGUGAGGUCGAAGGGUGGCGCGUGUUGGGGACGGGCGGGCAGAACCUCGACGACAUAUGCAAGUACGUGGACAGCGGCGACCGGCUGGGCAUGAUGGAGGCGAUGUGUCGGUGGCGGUGUAGUGCACCGACGGCGCCGGAUACGUUGUGGUCAUACCCUUUCCAGGAGGACGAGCCUUUUGUGAUGAAGGAAUGUCCGCACCUUUAUUUCGUCGGCUGUCAACCCGAGUUUGGGACCAAAGUCAUCGAAGGCCCGCAAGGGCAAACGGUGCGACUGGUCUUGGUCCCCUCGUUUGCAGCGACACGUGAGAUUGUGUUAGUGGACACCGAGACGCUCGAGGUAUCAAAGGUGAAAAUCACUGCUUGA
Molecule: messenger RNA, 1503 nt
Organism: Chaetomium strumarium
Lineage: Eukaryota; Fungi; Ascomycota; Sordariomycetes; Sordariales; Chaetomiaceae
Product: DNA polymerase alpha/epsilon subunit B-domain-containing protein
Exons: 4
Coding region: 1-1503 (500 amino acids)
Biological process (GO): DNA replication; DNA strand elongation involved in DNA replication
Cellular component (GO): delta DNA polymerase complex
Molecular function (GO): DNA binding
Source: RefSeq, a predicted model, not a curated record